Molecule: messenger RNA, 1402 nt
Organism: Penicillium samsonianum
Lineage: Eukaryota; Fungi; Ascomycota; Eurotiomycetes; Eurotiales; Aspergillaceae
Product: glycoside hydrolase family 27 protein
Exons: 7
Coding region: 80-1402 (440 amino acids)
Biological process (GO): carbohydrate metabolic process
Molecular function (GO): hydrolase activity, hydrolyzing O-glycosyl compounds
Source: RefSeq, a predicted model, not a curated record
GCCGGGUUUAUAAAGGCCCAUAGGUUUACAGGAGUUAGUCAAUUGGUACAGAAAAAGAAACAAGAUACAAUUCAAAGUCAUGCUAGGGCCAUUGACUCUCACUCUUGCGCUGCCUUUCCUACCAGCGGCAAAUGCUCUGGUUAGGAAGAAUGAUAUCGGCCGAUUACCUGCUUUAGGAUGGAAUUCCUGGAAUGCAUUCGGAUGUGAUAUCAAUUCUACCAAGGUCGUCACCGCCGCCAAUGAGGCCGUCAAUCUUGGACUGAAGGAUCUGGGUUAUGAAUACAUAAACAUCGAUGACUGCUGGAGCAUCAAGAACACCCGCGACAAGAGCACAAAUCGCAUGAUUCCUGAUCCAUCCAGGUUCCCCGAUGGUAUUUCUGGUGUUGCAAAGAAAGUCCAUGAUUUGGGACUGAAAUUCGGUAUCUAUAGCAGUGCUGGUGAGGUUACCUGUGCUGGAUAUCCAGCUAGCCUAGGAUACGAGACAGUCGAUGCGCAGUCUUUUGCCGAGUGGGGCGUUGACUAUCUCAAAUAUGACAAUUGCGGUGUCCCCAGUAACUGGACAGAUACAUAUACCUACUGUGUCCCUGAUGGCAAUGGCAACUACCCUAAUGGCACCUGUCCUGAUAUUACCAAUCCCGCCCCAGAAGGGUAUGACUGGAAAACAUCGAAUACACACAAGCGGUAUACUACAAUGCGCGAUGCACUGCUCAACGUUGACCGGACGAUCUUCUAUUCACUUUGUGGCUGGGGUCAAGCCGACGUGAAUACCUGGGGCAAUGGAACUGGAAACUCGUGGCGCAUAUCUGGCGAUAUCACCGCGGAGUGGGCCCGUAUUAUGCAAAUUGCCAACGAGAAUAGCUUCUUAAUGAACUACGUCAAUUUCUGGGGUCAUCCCGACCCGGACAUGUUGGAGGUUGGUAAUGGGGAUCUUACUAUCGAGGAAAAUAGGGCCCACUUUGCACUUUGGGCUGUCAUGAAGUCCCCUCUGAUUAUUGGCACGGCGGUAUAUCUAACGCUCGAUUCUAUAAACGAUGAUCACUUGGCCAUUCUGAAGAACAAGUAUCUUCUUGAAUUCAACCAAGACCCUGUUAUUGGCAGUCCUGCCCAUCCUUACAAGUGGGGAUACAACUCCGACUGGACUUUCGACCCAGUCCAUCCAGCAGAAUAUUGGUCUGGUGCGUCAUCUACUUUAGAGGGCACGCUGGUGCUUAUGCUGAACUCUGAGGAUACGACUUCUACUCGCACUGCGAGAUGGAGCGAGAUCCCGGAGCUUAAGGGUCAUCAUGCAUAUCGGGUUAUUGAUGCUUGGACUGGUAAGGAUUUGGGCUGUGUGAAGACUAAGUAUAAUGCCUCCUUGAAGAGCCAUGAUGCGGCUGUGUUGUUGGUCAAGGGAAAAUGCUAG